GAAAAAAACGGAACAUUGACGUUUCAAUGUCCGAAUGAUUUUCAAAAAUUCCAUAGAACGAUAGUCUUUAGCGAGUUCACAAAUCUAUUUGCUUACCAUAGAUAUAUCGAUGUUCUUAAAGAAUCAUUCUUAAAGUAUUAUAGUUAUUCAUGAAAUGGGUAGUGCUUGGUGGCAGUGCACUGCAUGUUUGAGAGCACAAGAAGAAGAUAUCUGUGAGUUACAGUUGAAUCACUGUAAUCUUUACGAUGUACCACCUGAUGUGUUCAUUUAUGAAAGGACAUUGGAAAAGCUGUAUCUGGAUGCCAACAGAAUAAAGGAUCUUCCAAGGCCACUGUUUCAGUGCCAUGAAUUGCGAGUACUUUCUCUUAGCGAUAAUGAAGUCACCACGUUACCACCCGCCAUAGCAUCGUUAAUUAAUUUAGAAUAUUUAGACCUCAGUAAAAAUAGUAUUAAAGAAUUGCCAGAUAGUAUAAAAGAAUGUAAAAACCUUCGUUCUAUAGAUAUCAGUGUUAAUCCUUUUGAACGUUUCCCAGAUGCUAUUACUCAUAUUGUUGGAUUACGAGAAUUAUAUAUAAAUGAUGCAUACAUAGAAUAUCUACCAGCAAAUUUCGGAAGACUCUCAGCUUUGAGAACGUUAGAACUUAGAGAGAAUAACAUGAUGACAUUGCCAAAGAGUAUGAGCCGUUUAAUAAAUUUACAAAGACUUGAUAUUGGUAAUAAUGAUUUCACUGAAUUGCCUGAAGUUGUGGGGGAUCUCAUCAACCUCACUGAAUUAUGGAUAGAUGGUAAUGAUAUUAGACGUAUACCCGUUAAUAUUAACCAGCUUUAUCGUUUGAAUCAUUUUGAUUGUACAAUGAAUGCAAUUCAUGUUAUUCCAUCAGAAGUAGAAGGAUGGAGAGAUAUUUCGAUUAUGCAUCUUUCGUCGAACGAAAUUUAUCAGUUACCAGAUUCACUUUGCUAUCUACGUACAAUUGUGACUCUUAAAGUUGAUGACAAUCAAUUGAAUGCACUGCCAAAUGACAUUGGACAGAUGUCAAGCUUAGAGGAGCUUAUAGUUACUAAGAAUUUCCUUGAAUAUUUACCAUCAUCAAUAGGACUUUUGAGAAAACUACAUUGCUUGAAUGCAGACAAUAACUAUUUGAGAUGCCUUCCACCAGAAAUUGGAAGUUGUACUGCAUUAUCGUUACUUUCAUUAAGAUCGAACAAUUUAACUCGAGUUCCGCCUGAAUUAGGUCAUUUAUCUUCAUUAAGAGUACUAAAUCUCGUAAACAAUUGCAUUAAAUUUUUACCCGUUUCAAUGUUAAAUCUGAGCAAUUUAAAAGCAUUAUGGCUGAGCGACAAUCAAAGUCAACCAUUAGUGCCACUACAACAGGAAUUCAAUUGUGAAGAAGAUAUGAUGGUGUUGAGUUGUUUCAUGCUCCCGCAAAAACCACGGCAAGAACUUGAACAAAUAACACCGGCUGUAGGACUAAUUUCGAGUUCAAUCGUUGGUACUGGAAAAAGAAUAUGUUUUGCUGCCGAAGUAGAAUCUGAGAUCCCUAGGCAACUUCAUCGAGCACCGACUCCCUAUCCUAAAGAGCUGCGCAACCUUGCUAGGCAUGCCCGCAAUUUACAUCACCAGUCUGCACAUGAUCAAAGAAUGCAUUUAGAACAGGAGACUAUGAUCAAAGAAGCUAUUAUUGCUACAACUACUCUGGACCUUACUUCAAAAACCGGGACCUGUUUUUCACAAAGUUUAUUUAAUAAGGGUUCACAUGUUUCACUUUCACCUACCGAACGUCAUCUAUCAAAAGGGUACAAGACUAAUAGUCCUACAGAUGUUGGAACAGAACAGUCUGUUUCAGAAGAAUCAUCUGACGAGGCAAAUAAGACAGUACUUGCAAAGGAAAAGAGCCCGGAUAUUCGAGAAGCAAAAUAUAUUCGUAAUCCUACGUCCGAGUAUCUUUCCAAGCCACCGACAGUAGCAGAUUAUGUAAAUUCUACUUGGAAACCAGAUGAAUAUUCGAAAGCAAACACAGCAAAAAUCGUAGAAUCGGAGAAAUUCAUAGAUCCUUAUAAAAACGUACCUAUUGCCGUGGGUACUAAAAAUGCUGAACAAAUACACAUUCAAACGCCAAAAAUCAACGAAGUUCCACCCGUUCCUCCACCUUAUCACAUCGCUGCAGCAUUUUCAAAGAAAGCAGCACUUUUUCAACAAUUGAACCAGUCUCGGUCAGACUCGCCAACGAUCACUCCUCCACAAACAGAUAUUAACAUAUCAAAUUCAAAGACAUUCCCGGAAAUGCAAAUACAAAAUUACGAUGGAUGCACAGAAUCAUUUAAAACUGAGGAACACACACAUCUAUAUAAUGAUCAAGUUUCAUUAAACAAUGCAGGCACAGCAAGUGUUUCCGUAACUGAUGGGAAAACUUCUUCAAAUACUGAAGACCAAACAGAAUCUCAUGAACUAGAACAAUCUUUUGAAGGGGACCGAUUAUUGAAGCCGAGUAGAAUACCUAUUUUAAAAACAAAGCAUCUAGAAUCUACGAAUUCUAUUUCGAAUAAUGAUCUAUCCAAUAAGUGUACAAACUCUUCUGUUGAAGAAUAUGAAUCCGCAAAAGUAUUGAACGUGUCGUCUAUACCUACAUCUCCGGUAACUGGGAAGAAAUAUCGAAGUCCGCUCACUAUACAAGCAAAGCUUUCAGAUCGAUCAAAGAAAACAGUCAACGGAAAUGUCUCGAAUAAUAAUACUUUAUGCGAUAACGUGAUACCAGUGAAUGCAGCAAAUUCGAAUUUAGUUAUAAAUUCAAAUAUGGAUAAUCAAGAGGUAAAUUUAAAAAUCGUAUCCACUGAAACUAACUCUGGUCGAAGUACACCAGUGUCGAGUAACAAUAAGUCUCAAAAUGAGGUGAUGAAUUGUAACAUUGAUAAGUAUAAAGUUACCGGGACAAGUGAGUUAUUGAACUUAGAGAAAAAGCCAAGAUUUAAAUGGAUGUUUGGGCCGCAUAAAAAUGCUAACGUGUUACCUGUUCAGGUGAAAAAGAAUCCAGGUCUCGGUUUCAGUAUAGCUGGCGGGGUGGCGGGCGCUGAAACUGGAAUCAUUGUAACUAAAGUCAAUCCAGAUGGUCCAGCUCAAGGUACACUUCGGCCAGGGGACAAAAUCUUGGAAGUGGAUGGUAUAGAUUUUACUAAAUCCGAUCACAAUAAUGCUGUGGCUGUUCUUCGAGCUACCGGUGCAGUGGUAUCCAUGAUGAUUAGUCGUCAUCAAUAAUAUUAAGUCGAUGGAAAUUGCUUGUUUUCCAAUUUUUGCCAAUUAAUUUACGCACAGACUGAGUACAUUUCGUGUAAGUUUUUUUUUAUGUAUAUAGAUUGUCGAUCAACAUUGACGAACAAACAUCCAACAAACGUACAAGAACAUAGCUUGACUUUGCUUUGAACGCUUUUGACGGUAGUGAAUCGUACUCUUUGCGACUGAUUUGUACGACUGAAACAGCGUUACCAAAGGUGGAAGUGGGAGCACUUAUUCGAGGAAAACGUUUCUGGCUUCCAAUGAUCUUAUGACUGUAUAGCAAUGUUUUGAAGGAACAAAACAGAAAGAAAACAAUAACAAGAAGCAAGAAUUGAUCCGUAGGAUAUAUCAUAGAUUAAGAAUCCGUUUUCUUGCACAAUUAUUGAUGAACAAAAGAAGAUUGAAAUGUGAUGUAUAAGGAAAUUAUUUUUAAGACAAGUUUCAUCAUGGGCCAAUCCACAGCUCACUCAUAUUAUUACAUUGCCCAGAUAAUUGAUAUAAGGUAGCAACUAUUUAGUGAACAAUUUAGAGUAAGUUUCUUCCUGACUUUCAAACUCCAUAAAAGUGUUGUUUUAUGGUGUUGGUUGUAUUUAUGUCAACUCACUUGUUCUCUUUGCAGAGAGCUGACAAUGUGCCAGAAACAAAAUACUAUUUAUUAAUCGUAUACAUUAAAAAUGAUUAUAUACCGGGUGUUUAGGUACGGUUGGAUAUCCUUGCAGGGAGUGGGAGCUGGGAUAAUUAUGAACAACUUUUUCCUUUAUCAAAAUAGGCUAGUUAAGGUUUAGUUUUUGAAUUAUUAAUGAAAAAUACCCGAGCAAGUAGUGUACAACACUGUGCGCAGGAGCAGCCACGGGAGUGUCGGCUACGAAUCGACGCGAUGUGCCGAGUAGUUUGUUCGCCUGUUUUAAUUAAUCAGUGUUCUUCAUUAAUAAUUCAAAAACUAAAACUUAAUAAACAUUUUGGUAAAAAGAAAAAAUAUCAUCCCUGCUUCCAUCCCCUGCAAUGAUACUCACCUGUAGCCGAAUACCCCUUGUAUAAAAGCAAAUAUAUAUAUAUAACGUAUAUACAAAAGUUAUCUCUGUCACUUGGACAGGAUUCUUAUAGAUAUUUACUUUGUUUUUAUAGUUUUUUUUCUACAGUCAUAUUUAAAAAUUAGUAUCCUUUUGUUUCAAAACGUAUCUGUGAGAAUCUUGUUACAACAAAGAAAAAGGGAUAUUCUUCUAUGUGCCGUAACUUUAUUCGUUAUGUUUAUAGCUGUCUUGUUGAAAAUUUCCUUGAAUAUUUAAAUUUAAACAUGUUUUUAUUCAACAAAUUACUUAUAGAACUCACAUUCUUAUUUUAAACAAUUUUAUGUUUUUGCUUGCCAUUGAUUCGUGAUAUGUUUAUUUUAUUAAACACAAAUGUUUUAAUAAUUUUUUGUUUUUAACAUAAAGUCAGCUUUUAAGUUUUUUUUUUUAUUUUUUUUAUUUUUUUAAUGAAAUUAAAUUUUUAUUGUUGUGGUUGUGAAUUGCUAUAUUUGAUCCAUUCUAAUGCUAAAGGAACAAAUGUAUGUACCUUGUAGAAACUGUUAUUCAACAGCAGUUAUUAAUAUGGCAUAACAAUGCCAAAACGUAAGAUAAAAUACUACUUUUCUAUGUUAGUGGAGAUAUAUCGAAAAAUGAAAGUUAUUCACAUAAAUGGAGUAGAGCUGUGAGAUAAAUGUUUAGAAAGGUUGUAUGAUGACGUAUAGCACAAGCAAAAACUGUUCAUGUCAAGAUAUGAGUUAUAACUAGUACGCUAUUUGUAUCCCAGAACUUUUACAACAAGAUAACGAUAUCGCACUUCGCUUUACCUCGCAUACAGAACAAUUACUGCGCACAUUCUCAUUAUCUAUGCAUUCUUUUUUUAUAUCUACUUUACAGUUUUAAUUAGCUUUUGCUUAUUGUAAGGAUCUUUGAAAAAUAAGUUUUAUGCAUUUAUGGAGAUGCAUUUAAGUAAUACAUAUUAGUUGUUUUGAUUUUUUUUUAAAUGUCUUUCAUCAUAGAAUUGAAAUAUUUUCUGAUAUUAUUAAUUUAAACACAGGCUUUGUUAAUAGUAAUAUUAACAGAUUGAUUAAAAUAACGUUACAGUUAAAUAAUAGCUAUACAACAGGAGUAUAUAUGUAUGCAUAUGUACAUAUAUACAUGUGUGGAUUAAGCACAACUUCAAAUGUAUACGUCUCGUUUUAUUCUACUCUCUGAGUAAACAUUAUUUAAAACUAUGAGAAGUUUAGUACUUCUAUAAUUGAGAAUUAAAACAAAAAAUUUUAUAUUUUCAGAAAGAUUCCUUCAAAUAUAUCAUGUAGAAUUUACAUCUUGAUAUAUUUUCGAAUGAAACCAAAAAAAUGAAAAAGAAAAGAGCCGAUUAUUUUUUAUCCUCACUUUACUUCUGUAUUUUGUGAAAGUAAUUUUAGAUAACUAUAUACUCAAUUGUAAAGUAUUCUUAGUAAAAGUUAUGUGUUUUAAUUAUUUUUACGAGUAUAUGUAGUUCUAUUAUACAAAAGCAGCUUUGUAUUUAAACUUUUAAACUAACUAUAUUUACCAACAAUAAUCUGCAUACCUAGUCAUAUUGGGAAAUAAGAAGUAUGAUUGAAGGUGGAUUGUACCUUUCAGCUAACAUCUGUAUCUCUAGUAAUAUUUUCUGUAGUUUUUUUAAUACCAGUUUUACCUGUAAGAGCUAUGAUAGAAAAGAAUGAUAUAUAUUUAUAUAUGCAUUUAUGUUUCAAUCAAUACUCUUUAUGUCUUUAUUCUUAAUAAGCGUACAAAUUUUGCAUGUGUAUUCGUUUACUUAACAUUUGAAACAUUAUAUUGUCGUUAAAGAUUUGAAUUAGAACCGUUCGCGGAAUCAAAUGAAUAUUUUAAUUAUUAAAAAGAAGAUUUUGGACCAUAAGAACACAUAUACAAUCUUUUCUACUACUCUAAUUACUAAACAGACUGACUACUUUUUGAGGAAAUAUUUAAGUGGCAUUUAAAGGAGUGUAAUGAUUGUACUGGAAAUGUGUGAUUGAAAAAAUAUGAUACAUUAAAUUGUAUUAUAUACAAAUUACAAACAUAUAAAUGAACAAGUGGUCGUACUCGUAUAAAUUCUCAUUUUAAUUAUGAAUCUGUUAUUAGAUUUUCCUUUCUUUUAAUGUCAUAUCAUUUUAAGAAUGGAAUUAUUUUUUUGUAUAAAUAGAUUCAUUAUAGAACUUUGAUCAGUACAACCACUUUUUUAAACAUAUUUUUUUGUAUACUCUAUUUGAAUGGUUUGUAUGACAUUGUAUGAUAGAUUUAUUGUACACUAUCGAGCAAAAUAGGCUUCCCAAGGAAAAAUAGCGAUAUAGAGGAAGUAGGAAUUCUCAGAAUCCUAAUCUUGGGGAAGUCUACUAUGCUUGGUGGUGUACAAAAGUGCUCACAGUUUGACUGGUCACCAUAAUAUAGUAACUACCAUACAGUUGUAACACUUUGAAUAUGUUAGAAAAAAAAAGAUAUUUUACCUUUCUUAAAAUGUCCUAGUUGGUUGUGCAGCAAUAAAUAAAUUAAUAUUUACGUAUAAAA
Molecule: messenger RNA, 6822 nt
Organism: Osmia lignaria (orchard mason bee)
Lineage: Eukaryota; Metazoa; Arthropoda; Insecta; Hymenoptera; Megachilidae
Gene: Lap1
Product: leucine rich repeat containing protein 7 lap1
Biological process (GO): neurotransmitter receptor transport postsynaptic membrane to endosome; receptor clustering; neurotransmitter receptor transport, endosome to postsynaptic membrane
Cellular component (GO): basolateral plasma membrane; postsynaptic density; adherens junction
Molecular function (GO): protein kinase binding
Source: RefSeq, a predicted model, not a curated record